AUGUCUCUCCAUCAACCGUGCACCCUUCCUCUCCUCCUCCUCUUCCUAGCUUCCGCUGCCGCCGUCGUCGCAGACUGCGGCGGCGGCAGCUGGCAGCUACUCCAGCGCAGCAUCGGCAUCUCCGCAAUGCACAUGCAGCUCCUCUCCAACGACCGCGUCGUCAUCUUCGACCGCACCGACUUCGGCCGCUCCAACAUCUCCCUCGCCAACGGCAACUGCCGCGAGGACCCCAACGAGCGCGUCGUCACGCGCGACUGCUCCGCCCACUCCGUCGAGUACGACCCCGCCGCCAACACCUUCCGCCCCCUCACCGUCCAGACCGACGUCUGGUGCUCCUCCGGCUCCGCCAUGCCCGACGGCAGCCUCGUCCAAACCGGCGGCUUCAACGACGGCGACCGCCGCGUCCGCUCCUUCUCCCCCUGCAAAAACGCCAGCGGGUGCGACUGGGUGGAGCACGAGAACGGGCUGGCGGCGAGGAGGUGGUACUCGACCAAUCAGCUCCUGCCAGAUGGCAGGCAGAUAAUCGUCGGGGGACGCCGCCAAUUCAACUACGAGUUCUACCCCAAAAACGACGCCGCACAACUUUACAGCCUCCCGUUUCUCAUCCAGACCAGCGACGGGAAAUCCGAGAACAAUCUCUACCCCUUUGUGCUCCUAAACGUCGACGGUAAUUUAUUCAUCUUCGCCAAUAACCGCGCGAUCCUCUACAAUUACAGCAGCAGGGCCGUGGUGAGAAAUUACCCCGAGAUCCCCGGUGGGGACCCCAGGAGCUACCCGAGCACCGGAUCCGCUGCUUUGCUCCCACUGGACCUUACCCUGCACCCGGGUGGUGAUGACGUGGCCGCGGAGGUUUUGGUCUGCGGCGGCGCGCCGAGAGGCUCGUUUGAGAAGGCCGGGGUGGGGGAAUUUGUGAAGGGGUUGGGUAAUUGCGGUCGGAUCGGGAUUAACGACCCGAACCCGGUCUGGGCGAUGGAGUCGAUGCCGAGGGAGAGAGUGAUGGGGGACAUGGUGAUGCUUCCCGAUGGGAAUGUCCUGAUUGUGAACGGGGCCGGGUCGGGUACGGCCGGGUGGGAGAACGGGCGGGAUCCGGUGCUCAACCCGGUUCUGUACCGACCCGGGAACCCGGCCGGGUCGAGGUUCGAGGUCCAGAACCCGACCGACGUGCCGAGGAUGUACCACUCCGCCGCGAUCCUGCUCCGCGACGGGAGGGUGCUCGUCGGCGGGAGCAACCCGCACGUGUACUACAAUUUCACCGGGGUGAUGUUUCCGACGGAUCUGAGUCUCGAGGCAUUCUCGCCGGCGUACCUGGACGGGAGGUUUGAUGGGGUGAGGCCGGCGAUCGUGUCGCCGGCGGGUGGGGUCGGGGUGGGGUACGGGGAGAAGUUUGUGAUUCGGUUCACGGUGUCGGCGGGGGCCGGGGAGGUGAAGGGAGAUGACGUGGCGGUGACGAUGUUGGCGCCGCCGUUCACGACGCACUCUUUUGGGAUGAAUCAGAGGCUGCUGGUGCUGGGGAGCGAGGGGUUGAGGAGCGUGGCGGCGGCGGCGGGGAGUUACGAGGUGACGGUGAGGGCGCCGGGGUCGGGAAAUUUGGCGCCGGCGGGGUAUUAUAUGGUGUUCGUGGUUCAUCGGGAAAUUCCGAGUACAGGGGUUUGGGUCAAGCUCCAUUGA
This is a messenger RNA of Linum tenue, 1668 nucleotides long. The record is from the annotation of a GenBank genome assembly. NCBI's taxonomy places the organism in Eukaryota, Viridiplantae, Streptophyta, Magnoliopsida, Malpighiales, Linaceae.